Mesorhabditis spiculigera is the source of this 498-nucleotide messenger RNA. NCBI's taxonomy places the organism in Eukaryota, Metazoa, Nematoda, Chromadorea, Rhabditida, Rhabditidae. The record is from the annotation of a GenBank genome assembly.
AUGUUCAGCGUGGCCCGGCCGCUUUCGCCGCGCGUGAUCUAUGGCGGUAGCCUGGAGGGUUUGCCGAACACCCAAAUCGUCGCGAGAUGCCCAUCAUUGACCGCCCAGCGAAAUGCCGGCUCGGGCUCGCCGGGAGCGACGAUUCACAGCUCGUCGAAACCCAGCGACGACACCCUACCCAAGCCGCUGAAGCUGGACGUCUGCGAUUUGAUGGGCUUCCGGCCGUUCGAGAUGCCCCGCGCGGACCAGCCGGAGAAGAAGCCGGACGCGUCGGUGAAGCUCUACCGGCGCAUCAUCAGCUACGCCCAGCCCUGCGCCCUUUGCCAAAAGGCCGUCAAGACGAAAGCCCUGGUGGUCGUGCUCCCCUGCUCGCACAUUUUACACCCGGAAUGCGCCGACGAGAUGACGUUCAACCAUCGCCCGUGCGACCGGUGCGAGGAGCAGAAGAGCCAGCGGAAGAGUCUCAGCUUCUACCUGCUGCUCAUGUUCUGCUGCUUU